Messenger RNA from Helianthus annuus (common sunflower), 1187 nucleotides. RefSeq names its product cytochrome b-c1 complex subunit Rieske-4, mitochondrial. The record is from RefSeq and is a predicted model, not a curated record. Gene Ontology annotation, cellular component: membrane. Gene Ontology annotation, molecular function: quinol-cytochrome-c reductase activity; 2 iron, 2 sulfur cluster binding. The transcript has 2 exons. NCBI's taxonomy places the organism in Eukaryota, Viridiplantae, Streptophyta, Magnoliopsida, Asterales, Asteraceae. Gene Ontology annotation, biological process: mitochondrial electron transport, ubiquinol to cytochrome c. Bases 118 to 936 code for a protein of 272 amino acids.
UUAUUGCAAACGAAAAAAGAAAAAUAAAUAAAUCAGACGACUUCCUCUUUCGAUCUCUCUUAUUCGCAUUUUUCCCCUUUCGCAGAAACCCUAAAUCGGAGCCCUGAGAUCGACGAAAUGUUGCGAGUCGCCGGGAGGAGAUGCUCUUCAUGGUGGUCGUCUACUCCGGCUUCAUCCGCCAUCAUCUCUCGCAAUUCAAUUACCGGAUGCGGCGUCGUUUCAACGUCGGAUGAUUCCAGAUCCGUUUCCGAUUCAAAUCCAUCUUACCUCAAUUCCAUGUUUCUUCAACAUAUCAGAGGUCUUUCUACUGGUUCAGUUGCUCCAACAAACGACCUAGGUUUUCAAGUCCCUCCUACCGUUGCCGCCAUUCAGAACCCAACAUCCAAAAUCACUUACGAUGAGUACAACCACGAACGAUAUCCACCCGGUGACCCCAGCAAACGCGCAUUUGCAUACUUCGUGUUGACUGGUGGGCGUUUCGUUUACGCAUCACUUAUCCGUCUCUUGGUACUCAAGUUUGUUCUCAGCAUGUCCGCAAGUAAAGACGUUCUUGCCCUCGCUUCCCUCGAAGUUGACCUCACAAGCAUCGAGCCCGGGACCACGGUCACAGUCAAGUGGCGUGGGAAACCAGUUUUCAUCAGGCGUAGAACCGAAGACGACAUCAACUUAGCCAACAGUGUUGAUGUGAACUCUCUUAGGGACCCACAGGAGGAUGCGGUUAGGGUUAAAGACCCAGAGUGGCUCAUAGUUGUUGGGGUAUGUACCCAUCUGGGUUGCAUCCCGUUGCCGAAUGCAGGUGACUUUGGUGGUUGGUUCUGCCCGUGCCAUGGGUCCCACUAUGACAUAUCUGGAAGAAUCCGGAAGGGUCCGGCUCCUUACAAUCUUGAGGUGCCUACUUAUAGCUUCUUGGGUGACAAUAAGUUGCUGAUAGGGUGAGAAUGCUAUAAGCAAGGGUUAGUAUAAAGAGUGCUGCAAUAAAGCAUGACUAUUGGUUUAAUUUUGUUAUAAAUUUUCUUUGAAUUUGUAUCAGAAUUUUGUAUGUGCUGCCCCUGAGUUUUGAAUAAGGCAGCAUAAGGUGUUUUAUGUGUUGGGAAUAACUGAUGUUGUUGUGAUUCCCAAUUUCUCAUUUUGAUUCCAGGACUGGUUUCUUCCGCAAGCUAAUAUCCUCGUAUAACAUACAAUUGACA